Molecule: messenger RNA, 1227 nt
Organism: Fraxinus pennsylvanica
Lineage: Eukaryota; Viridiplantae; Streptophyta; Magnoliopsida; Lamiales; Oleaceae
Source: the annotation of a GenBank genome assembly
AUGGCAGCCAUGGCGCUUUUCCUCAACAUCGCCGCUCCUUCCUCCGCCUCUUACCCAGUACUGCACAAGACCCAUCUCUCUCCACCCUUCCUCCUCCCCCUCCGUCACCACCCCACCGCCAGUACCCGAUCCGCUACCAAGAUUUCUGCCUCUCUGAUUGACCCGGAUGGAGGCAGGCUUGUAGAGCUUUUUGUUCGAGAAUCUGAAAAAGAUUCGAAAUUGAAGCAGGCCCUGGGCUUGCCACAGAUCAGACUCUCAAAGAUUGACCUUCAAUGGGUCCAUGUGCUCAGCGAGGGCUGGGCCAGCCCAUUGAAGGGGUUCAUGAGAGAGUCUGAGUUCCUCCAAACGCUUCAUUUUAACUCGCUCCGACUCAAUGACGGGUCGGUCGUGAACAUGUCGGUCACGAUCGUUCUGGCCAUUGAUGAUGUCCAGAAGGGUCGGAUCGGGUCGUCCACCAGCGUCGCGCUUGUGGAUCAGAACGACAACCUGGUUGCUAUCUUGAACGACAUUGAAAUUUACAAGCAUAACAAAGAAGAAAGAAUAGCAAGAACCUGGGGUACUACUGCACACGGUCUACCUUAUGUCGAGGAAGCUAUUACCUCUGCUGGAAACUGGCUGAUUGGUGGUGAUUUAGAGGUUAUAGAACCCAUCAAGUACAAUGAUGGUCUUGAUCGCUUCCGGCUUUCCCCUUCACAACUCCGUGAUGAGUUUGCGAGGCGCAAUGCAGAUGCUGUGUUUGCUUUCCAGCUCAGAAAUCCUGUGCACAACGGGCAUGCUCUGUUGAUGACUGACACGCGCCGUCGUCUUCUGGAGAUGGGAUAUACAAAUCCUGUCCUCUUGCUUCAUCCAUUGGGAGGUUAUACAAAAGCAGACGAUGUACCACUUAGUUGGCGAAUGAAGCAACAUGAGAAGGUGCUAGAGGAUGGCGUUCUUGAUCCAGAGACUACUAAAGUGCUGAGUAUGGCUCCCGGAUUAGAGCGGCUCAACAUUCUUCCAUUCAAGGUGGCAGCUUAUGACAAUACUCAGGGUAAAAUGGCAUUCUUUGAUCCAUCAAGGCCUCGAGAUUUUCUGUUCAUAUCUGGUACCAAGAUGCGAACACUUGCAAAGAACGGGGUGAAUCCUCCGGAUGGAUUCAUGUGCCCAGGUGGUUGGAAAGUUUUGGUCGAUUAUUACAACAGUUUGGCUCCGUCUGAUAAUGGCAGAGUACCUGAACCUGUCCCAGCUUGA